AUGUCUGAGGAGAAGAAAGAUUCCAAUGUUGACAAGAUACAAGAUCUUUUGAAGUUGCUUGCGCUAAAUAACGGUGAUGUGCAGAAAUUGAAUUCGCAACAACGUAAAGCUUUUGAAGAGUACAAGUUCUGGAGGACUCAACAAGUGGUGUCAUUUGAUGAGAAAUUCGAUAAAGAAGGGGUUAUUGAUGAUACCAAGACUCCGGCUGACAUUCCAGACAAGCCAUUGCCAUUGAUAGAUGGGUUUACAUGGUGCAACAUCAAUCCAGAUGAUCCAAAUGAAUUGGACGAUUUGUUCGUUCUUUUAAAUGAGAAUUACGUAGAAGAUAAGCAUUCGGUAUUCAGAUUCAAUUAUAAGGAAGCCUUCCUCAAUUGGGCAUUGAAGGCACCAGGUUGGAAAAUCGAGUGGAAUGUUGGUGUGCGUGUACAAUCUACUGGGAAACUAGUUGCAUUCAUCUCCGCUAUUCCUCUCACCCUAAGAAUUCGUGAUAACGCUAUCCCUAGUGUCGAGGUCAACUUCUUAUGUAUCCAUAAACAAUUAAGGUCCAAAAGAUUGGCUCCUCUCAUGAUUAUGGAAAUUCAAAGAAGAGUGAAUAGAUACGAUAUCUGGCAAGCUCUAUAUACUGCUGGUGUUGUUUUACCUUCACCAAUCAGUACUUGUCGUUACACUCAUCGUGCAUUGAAUUGGACCAAGCUUUAUGAAACUGGAUUCACUGACUUACCAGGUGAUCGUACGGCACCUCAAAUGGUGGCCGAAUGUGCUAUACCAAAAGUGACGAAGAUGCAAGGUUUAAGACCAAUGAAAAAGGAAGAUGUUCCUGAGGCAUUCGCUUUAUUGAGUAAAUAUCAAGAAAGAUUUGAUUUAGCCCAUCUAUUUGAUGAAGAGGAAUUCAAACAUUGGUUCCUUGGUUCUCAAGACGAUAACAAAGUUAUCUUUUCUUACGUUGUUGAACAGCCGGAUGGUAAGAUAACCGACUUCUUUUCAUUUUACUCUUUACCUUUCAGCAUUCUUGGCAAUGCAAAACAUGAUCAAGUUGAAAUUGCCUACCUUUAUUACUAUGCCACUGACGCUGAUUUCGAAUACAACGAUAGGUUUAGUAAAGAAGCCACUGAAGUAUCGAAACAGAGACUUACUGAAUUGGUAGGAGACGCGCUUAUCCUCGCAAAGAAUAUGGGAAUGGACGUCUUCAAUGCAUUGACCUCUCAAGAAAACACGUUAUUUUUGGAAAAUUUGAAAUUCGGUCUAGGUGAUGGUUUAUUAAAUUUCUACACUCUAAACUACAAGGCCUUCCCAAUUACAGGCGGUUUGAAGCCAGAUAAUACCAUUGAUGCUGAGAAACGUAGUAAUGUCGGUGUCGUCAUGUUAUAA
This is a messenger RNA of Kazachstania africana CBS 2517, 1368 nucleotides long. RefSeq names its product glycylpeptide N-tetradecanoyltransferase NMT1 (gene NMT1). Gene Ontology annotation, molecular function: glycylpeptide N-tetradecanoyltransferase activity. Gene Ontology annotation, biological process: N-terminal peptidyl-glycine N-myristoylation. Lineage: Eukaryota; Fungi; Ascomycota; Saccharomycetes; Saccharomycetales; Saccharomycetaceae. The record is from RefSeq and is a predicted model, not a curated record. The coding region runs from base 1 to 1368 and encodes 455 amino acids. Gene Ontology annotation, cellular component: cytoplasm. The transcript has a single exon.